CGCACAGCCCGACAGCAUGAAGGACCUGGAUGCCAUCAAGCUCUUCGUGGGGCAGAUCCCGCGCAACCUGGAGGAGAAGGACCUCAAGCCGCUCUUCGAGCAGUUCGGCAAGAUCUACGAGCUCACCGUGCUCAAGGACCGCUACACCGGCAUGCACAAGGGUUGUGCGUUCCUCACAUACUGUGCCAGAGACUCUGCCAUCAAAGCCCAGACAGCACUGCAUGAACAGAAGACUUUGCCAGGGAUGGCGCGCCCGAUUCAAGUGAAACCCGCAGACAGCGAGAGCCGUGGAGGUAGGGACAGGAAGCUCUUUGUGGGCAUGUUAAAUAAGCAGCAGUCUGAGGAUGACGUGCUCCGGCUCUUUGAACCAUUUGGGGUCAUUGAUGAAUGUACGGUGCUCCGUGGACCUGAUGGUAACAGCAAAGGCUGUGCUUUUGUAAAGUUCUCAUCUCACACAGAGGCUCAGGCAGCAAUCCACGCACUCCAUGGCAGCCAGACAAUGCCCGGCGCCUCCUCCAGUCUAGUGGUGAAGUUUGCUGACACAGAUAAGGAGAGGACCCUCCGUCGUAUGCAGCAAAUGGUGGGGCAGCUGGGGAUAUUCACUCCAUCUCUCGCCUUGCCGUUCAGCCCAUACAGCGCCUAUGCGCAGGCUCUGAUGCAGCAGCAGACAACGGUUCUCUCCACCUCGCACGGCAGCUACCUGAGCCCAGGCGUCGCCUUUUCCCCUUGCCACAUCCAACAGAUCGGUGCCGUCAGUCUCAAUGGGCUGCCAGCCACUCCUAUUGCACCAACAUCAGGGCUACAUUCACCGCCUCUCCUGGGAACAGCAGGCAUGCCGGGACUGGUGGCACCCAUUUCAAAUGGCUUCACUGGAGUGGUACCAUUCCCAAAUGGGCAUCCAACCUUGGAAACAGUUUACACCAAUGGCCUUGUGCCAUACUCGGCCCAGAGCCCUUCAGUAGCAGAGACUUUGCACCCAGCCUUCACAGGAGUUCAGCAGUAUGCAGCUGUGUAUCCAACUGCCAUCACCCCCAUUGCUCAGAGCAUCGCUCAGCCACCUCCCAUCCUGCAGCAGCAGCAACGAGAAGGUCCUGAAGGCUGCAAUCUCUUCAUCUACCAUCUCCCUCAGGAGUUUGGAGACAAUGAGUUGAUGCAGAUGUUCCUGCCCUUUGGCAAUAUCAUUUCCUCCAAGGUAUUCAUGGAUCGUGCCACCAACCAGAGCAAGUGUUUUGGUUUUGUAAGCUUUGACAACCCAUCCAGUGCACAGACUGCUAUCCAGGCCAUGAAUGGCUUCCAGAUUGGCACGAAACGUUUGAAGGUCCAGUUAAAACGACCCAAGGAUGCUAACCAUCCCUACUGAUGGCAGCGAGCAAGCAGGAGUCACUUCUGCAGCACAGGCAAGAGAAGAUAAGAGAGUGUGAGCAGAUGCUAUCUCCAAAACAGAGUGACAGAAGCCUCCCAGGGGCUACACACUGCCUCCACAUAUCGGAAGUAACGUAAUGCUGGUUAGUGGGCAGUUCCGAUUCCCAGACGAAAUGGGACAUUUUCUCCAUCUGAAUUUCACAAGAGGACUCACCCCUUUCUUACACUCUGCAAAGCUUUCCCAAGCAGACAUCAAGGAUAGUGUGAUGAAAGAGGGUUGCCAUUCUGUUUUUUUCCCACCACCCCCUCCAAGGGACAGAUUAUACAUUGUGCAGCGUGUACAGAUACAGUUAUAUACACAUACACUUAAGUACAAAACAUAGUUCAGAGCUUGAUUUAACAAAUAUCCCCUGGGGGUAAGGGGGUGUGUCAUACUGACAAGGCAUAUCCCUUUAACAACUUGAAACAGUCUCUUUAAGUUUCUACCAAAACAAGGAAAGGAAAGAAAAACAAAACAAAACAACCCUACAAACCUUCUGAAUGAUAAGUUUCAAUAUUCCAGUUUGAUAAGGUACCAAGAACAUUCCUGUGUGUG
Molecule: messenger RNA, 1957 nt
Organism: Haliaeetus leucocephalus (bald eagle)
Lineage: Eukaryota; Metazoa; Chordata; Aves; Accipitriformes; Accipitridae
Gene: CELF5
Product: CUGBP, Elav-like family member 5
Exons: 13
Coding region: 17-1360 (447 amino acids)
Biological process (GO): mRNA splice site recognition; regulation of alternative mRNA splicing, via spliceosome
Cellular component (GO): nucleus; ribonucleoprotein complex; cytoplasm
Molecular function (GO): mRNA binding
Source: RefSeq, a predicted model, not a curated record